Molecule: messenger RNA, 3012 nt
Organism: Erythranthe guttata (spotted monkey flower)
Lineage: Eukaryota; Viridiplantae; Streptophyta; Magnoliopsida; Lamiales; Phrymaceae
Source: RefSeq, a predicted model, not a curated record
AAAGUAAUAUAUAAAUGAUUUAUUAAUGCAUUAAAUUAAACUUGGAGGGAAGCACGCAACAGUUAAUUCAUUCACAGUAGUAUAUAUAUCUAAACAUUGCCGAUGAAGACUACCUUAGUGCGCAGGUUAAAACCGCUUCUCUCCCCACUCUCCACCCACCGGUGCCAACUUUAAUCCCAAUUUUCCGAUAAUCCAAAACCCUACCCCAAAAGUACAAUCAAUUUUCUCCGAUUUUGUUUCGUUCUUCUGUAUAUUUCUGUAAAUUAUCAGUUUUUUUUUUGCCCGAUCGAUGAGAGGCAAGGAAAAUGUCAAAGGUGAAACACUUUUUGCGGAAGCUUCAUAUUGGCGACCACCACCAUGGGCGCCCGCCGGCAGUCGAUCCCGAACCUCCGGCACCGCCGCCCCAGCCAUUGACCUCCACUUCUCCGCCGCCGGAUUUGCCGGAAACGGCGGUUUCAUCGGGGAACGAGAGUUCGAAUGAUGCUAGCAAUUUCAAUUUCAUCGAGGAGGAGUUUCAAAUGCAAUUGGCGCUGGCAAUUAGCGUUUCGGAUCCGGGUCAAAAUUACGUUGACUCGGAAACAGCUCAGAUCAAUGCUGCCAAGCAGAUUAGCCUCGGCUGCUCGCCUUCUCAAAACCUUGCCGAAUUUUUGUCGUUCCGAUAUUCGAGCUAUAAUGUUGUAAAUUAUGAUGAGAAAGUAAUUGACGGGUUCUUUGAUGUUUGUGGAAUAGACUCAAAUCAGCUGGUCCAAACAAAAAUGCCAUCACUAACAGAACUUGAGGCAAUUUCUGCCUUGGACAGUACUGAUUGUGAGGUUGUUUUAGUCAAUCGUUCAGUUGAUGUGCAACUCCAGCAACUAGAGGAAAAAGUUUACUUUAUGUACAUGGAAUGCCACACUUUGGGAACAGCCGUUAAUACGAGUUUUCUAGUUCAAAAAAUUGCUAACCUUAUUGUUGAAAGAAUGGGAGGUCCUGUUAGUGAUGUCGAAGAAAUGUUUAGGAGGUGGAGGGCAAGGAAUCUGGAGCUGAGAAUAUAUCUGAAUACAAUCGCUCUUCCCCUUGGCUUUCUCGAUAUUGGGCAUUCGCGCCACCGGGCCCUACUCUUUAAGGUACUUGCAGACAGGAUCAACCUUCCGUGUAAGCUAGUCAAAGGGAGUUAUUACACUGGCACCGACGAAGGAGCUGUGAACUUGGUUAAAUUGGAUGAUGGAAGUGAGUACAUUAUUGAUCUAAUGGGUUCUCCUGGCACACUUAUUCCUGCCGAGGCACCAAGUGGUGGUCAUCAUCAAAAUUCUGGGGUUGAUGCAAAGAGUAUUGCUACUGUUGCAGGGAGUGAAAAAAAUUCAUGUACAAGCCAAGGAGCUAGAAAUAGAUUAUUUUUUCCUAGUGAAACUUCCAAUUCAAGUUCAGAAUCGUCUUCCAUUGCCAACAACUCAAAUAGAAAAGUCAGGAGAAUAACAGGGAACAUCCAGACAGAAUUAUCGGAGCAUGAAGUCAGUGAUCUUUACCUUCCAUCAACUGGCAAGGAAAAAUCAACUCGAUGGAACUCACAUAUUGAAGAUGCUUCCAAUUAUGCUACUAGGGCUGCCAAGGAACCAGAAUUUGCUAGAGAACUCGACAUUAUUUCUUUGGAGAACUGUGCAGUUGAUCUGGGCCAUGCAGAUAUGUACUUGUCUAAUGAGCACUCACUUGUCCCCGUUACUGGAUUGCAGUUAUCGUGUAGCAGUAGCAGAAAGCGUUCAGCUGAUGGAUUGGGAGCACAUCUGUUUAAACUGGAGUUGGAAGGACAUAAAUCGUCUUUCAGCAUUCCAGGAAAAGAAAAUGCCCUAGGCAACGAUAGAAAUGAUGAAGUGAUCUCAAAUGGCCAAACAGCUGUUGGCAGAGCACUUGUUGAAUUUUCUCAGAAUACAGAAGCUACUCUAAUGUCCUGCACUGACAAGUAUAACGCUAGUAAGAUUCACAAUCCUGUGUUGAAUGGAGUUGCCGAAAUUUUAUGGGAGGAUCUUCAAAUUGGCGAACGCAUUGGUAUAGGGUCAUACGGUGAGGUCUACCGAGCAGAAUGGAAUGGCACGGAAGUUGCAGUAAAGAAGUUUAUGAAACAAGAUAUCUCGGACAACGCACUUGCACAGUUUAAGUGUGAGGUUGAAAUCAUGCUAAGGUUAAGACAUCCAAAUGUUGUUCUUUUCAUGGGCGCAGUGACCUGCCCCCCAAAUAUGUCCAUACUGACAGAAUUUCUUCCCAGGGGUAGUUUAUAUAAACUGCUGCAUCGUCCAAAUAUCCAACUAGAUGAAAAACUACGAAUAAAAAUGGCCCUUGAUGUGGUAAGGGGGAUGAAUUAUUUGCAUAGUAGCCAUCCUAUCAUUGUGCAUCGAGAUCUGAAGACUCUGAAUCUCCUUGUUGAUAAAAAUUGGGUUGUUAAGGUUUGUGAUUUUGGAAUGUCACGUUUGCAGCACCAUACUUUUCUAUCUUCGAAGUCUGCUGCUGGAACGGCCGAGUGGAUGGCCCCAGAGGUUUUAAGAAGUGAACCAUCCAAUGAGAAAUCUGAUGUAUAUAGUUUCGGAGUGAUACUGUGGGAGCUGGCAACUCUGCAAGUACCAUGGACAGAAAUGAACUCAAUGCAGGUCGUUGGAGCUGUUGGAUUCCAGAAUAGACGCCUCGAAAUACCACCCAUCGUUGAUCCAUUGGUCUCAAAUUUAAUUAGUGACUGUUGGAAUACGGACCCACAGGCACGGCCGUCUUUUGCGCAGAUAAUUACACGUCUCAAGUGCCUACACUGCCUCACUGUGAAUAGUACAUAGAGCUGUAAAAAUGAGCAGCCAUUGGUGAGCGAGUGAGUUAGAUUAUUGAGUAAGUAGAGCAAAAGUUGAAAGAGAGUUUGAAAUUUUAUUUACUACUACUACACAAGGAAGGUUAGGUUAUAUUGGAUUGGCAAGUUUUGGUUCAUUCAAAGUGGGAACUCAAUGCACAGCCAAUUCAGUACCUCAUUAGUAAAUUAUUAUUAUAUAUUAUAUAUUA